Molecule: messenger RNA, 556 nt
Organism: Carica papaya (papaya)
Lineage: Eukaryota; Viridiplantae; Streptophyta; Magnoliopsida; Brassicales; Caricaceae
Source: RefSeq, a predicted model, not a curated record
CCACUCCCCAUGUUUCUUAGAACAUGGAGGAAAUUAAGGCAGCUUUCCCUACUCGUCUCCCCACUAUAAAAACCUAUGAAGGGACACAGACCCAUCUCAACGAAAAGCAAAAAAUGGAGAUUGAAUCUGCCCAGUGUGAAUGUUGUGGGCUAGAAGAGGAUUGUACAAGAGACUAUAUAAGUGAAGUAAAGGCUAAGUUUGGUGGGAAAUGGCUGUGUGGUUUGUGUUCAGAAGCUGUUAUAGAUGAAGUUGGAAGAAGGUCGAAGAAGCUGCCAUCCGCCAUGGAAGAAGCUGUAAAAGCUCACUUUUCUUUUUGUGGUAAAUUCAGAUCAAACCCUGCAGUUCAAGUGGCUGAUGGUAUGAGACAGAUGUUGAGAAGAAGGUCAGGUGACUUGUCUUUCUCCUCCUCUUCUUCUUCUUCUUCUGCUUCUUCUUCUAAGAAGUACACAAGAUCCUCCAGCACAAGACUCUGCUAACAUAUUUGGGUAAGAAAUUACUGGGUAGGCUUUGCUUUUAAAUAAUAUUGGGACCUACUAAGCAUCAAAAUUUGUCUUGU